AUGGCGACAGAGUCAAAUGCCAAGGUUGUAACUGGUCUUAGUAAGAAUGACCAGCCUUAUGACUCUGAGGUGCUUCUUAGAAUGGACGAUGAAGACAACAAUGCUAUACCUCCUUAUCCUGUGUUCAUACCUCCUACAAACCCAAAACAUAUGACUUUUAAGAACAUGAGAUGCACUAGUAAAUGGUUGGGGAAGACACUGGUGGGCGAGUUGAGUGACCACCUAAACAUGACAAGUUCCACAAUUGUAAAAGGAGCUCAGGAGAAAUAUUUUGUGCACAUUUCAAGGAGCAAAGUACAUAGGGCAAAGUUUUGUGCACAAGACAUGAUUAAUGGCAACCAAGCAGCACAUUUUACCAACAUUCGCGAAUAUUGUGCUGAGUUGUUGAGGACAAAUAGAGGUAGUUCAGUCCUAUUGAAUGUGGUUACGGCUAACUUACCUAUUGAGGAGAUUGAGAGGCCUUUUAUUGGUGUGGAUGCAUGCCAUUUGAAGGGACACUAUGGUGGCCAACUCAUGACUGCUGUGGCUACAGACUCUAACAAUCAAUUGUUCCCUUUAGCAUUUGCUGUUGUAGAAGCUAAGACGAAGGACUCGUGGACUUGGUUUAUAUUAAAGCUUAUAAGUGAUGUAAAUGCUAGUUCACAGCGUAGAUUGACAUUCAUCUUUGAUCAACAAAAGGGUUUAAUGCCCACAUUUGAGGAGUUGAUGCCUGGGGUGGACCAUAGACUAUGUGUUAGGCAUUUGUACAACAACUUUAAGAAGAAAUAUCCUGGCUUGAUCUUAAGGGAUAUUUUUUGGAGGAUAGCUACUGCAACUUAUUAUAAGCAGUGGGAUAAGGCAAUGAAAGAGUUGAAAUCAGUUAGCAUGCAAGCAUCAGGUAGCAAUAGGAUGUUAGUGAUCUAA
Molecule: messenger RNA, 903 nt
Organism: Quercus robur (English oak)
Lineage: Eukaryota; Viridiplantae; Streptophyta; Magnoliopsida; Fagales; Fagaceae
Exons: 4
Coding region: 1-903 (300 amino acids)
Source: RefSeq, a predicted model, not a curated record